This is a messenger RNA of Strongylocentrotus purpuratus (purple sea urchin), 4386 nucleotides long. RefSeq lists its product as uncharacterized. The coding region runs from base 201 to 4232 and encodes 1343 amino acids. The transcript is spliced from 25 exons. Lineage: Eukaryota; Metazoa; Echinodermata; Echinoidea; Camarodonta; Strongylocentrotidae. The record is from RefSeq and is a predicted model, not a curated record.
GUCAUACUCAUAGCUACUGCAAAUAGCGAUUUAUGCCUCAGCAGUUAUCGAGUAAAUCUACUUUAUUUUCUGUCUUUUUGCAUAGUUCAUGAUGACUUAGGCUGAAUUCACGCUUCUUCAUGACUUAGACAUGAGGUAAUCGGCACACACUUAUUGAAAAGGAAAAUCGUUCUGGAGAAGUACUUUAGAUUAGAUUCACCAUGUCUCAUCAGUGUGUGCUGCCCUCCUUGACGGCGAUGUUCCAGUUUGGAAUGCCGAGCAUGGACAACCUGGAGAUGGUCAUUACAGAUAUUGAUGAACAACUCAAGCACAAUGAUAAAAAGAUUGAGGAGACUCUGCAGAAGUUGGUGCAAGCAACAAACAGCCUUUCACUGGACAAUAAUUAUACCAACAUAAAGGAUGCUAUGGACAGCUUGAUUCAGACCCCAGUUCUAGAGGAGUGUGCCUGUCUCACACCGGAUACAGAGGAUGUUAACAAGCUUCUGAAAGCAAUUCUGCAGCAUGCUGUCAACCAUCCCAACUCUGAAUCGGUCAUCUUUGAGCAGCUGCUCGGCUUAGCAUCGCAUGAAGGCCUUGGUCUCCCCAUCCGUGCACCCAAACCUAGCUAUGUAGCUGCUUCAGCCGUCUCCAUCAACACCAUCGGCGACUCACUUGAACAGGAGAAUGACUCGUUGUGGGAGGAGAUCCGCUCGCGUCUGAAGCGUUACUUCCUAGACAGACUGCAUGCCAUCAAGGUAUCGGAGCCGGGUGAAUGGAUAGGACCGCUCUCUAAGGCCAAGCAGGUCCAGCGUAUUGAAUGUCUACAGAGUCUGUGUAUUCUCUAUCCUAUCAAGGAGGUGUGGAGCAGCUACCAUGUCUUAGCAUCAGAUAAGGCGGCGACAUUCUUGAGAGAGAAUUUGUGUACUUCCAACAUCGAUGCAGCCGAGCCGAGACAGCCUGCGACGUUGGCGUCCAUCGCGGACAAACUCCAGAGACUGACCCCUCAUUUCCACGCCAUGCUGGAGGAUGAGUGCGCCCUCUAUCUUGCGGAUGUCUUCGAGGGGGAGGUGAACUUCCUGCAGGCUGUCCAGGAGAUCUACCUCUCGCAGCUCCAGGAGGAGAUAGCUUCCAUGAUGGAGGAAGCCUGCGAAGGCAUCGGGGGCAGGGGAGGACCCAAAGGAACAUCUUCCUCCAACGGCAGUGCCACGAAGAGCAUUGGGGCCAGUGAUUGGCUGAAUGGAGGCCAUGAGCAUCAUGGGAAAGAGCAGGCCAAGAAGAAGUCUCUCGUGGAAGAUUCUGUACUGAUGAGCCGUGAUGACAUCAAGCAUUACAUGACCAUCGUGACCUUGCUACACGACUUGAAUCAAUGUCUCUGUCAGCUAUCCCAGCAUGCAACAUGGGAAGGAGCCCCUCUCUUCAAACCACCGACCCAUGGCAAGGGCACCAUCAGAGGUGUUCUGAAGCACAAUCGAGAUGGAGGGCCAAUGCGUGACUCUAGGAUGCCAUCGACACAUACCGGUAGAGGGGUGCUCCCAGAGGCCAUCCCGCCCCCGUUUGGUGUCAUGCCUGGGAUGGUAGGCUCGGACUAUGGGGGACGAGGUUCAAGCCCCGUGUUAGAUAGUCCAUCACAUCAGCUGAGCAAGUGGAACUGGUCUUGCGUAUUGGAGAACAUGACAAGCCUUGUGAUAAGAAGCAUCACCAAGCUUUCCGAGGAGAUGCUGAAGACAAGCUGUGCCCAGGAAGAAGAGAAGAUGAGGAAGGAGAAGAAGGCUCAGGCUGUGAAAUGUGAUGUUUCUAAAGGACACGUAGCUCAACCUUAUUUGAUCUGUCAGAGUGCCGCUUCAGCGUCUGACUUUAUCAACUCAGUGCUGUCUUUGGUUAGGGUAGGGAUGGAUAAAGUGCUUCAACCUAUCCGAGCCGGUGUGUUAGAAAUGAUGAGUACCUUGAUGCAGGAAGUUUACCAGCAUCUUACCAAGUUACUUGAGAUCUUCAACCAGAGCUCCAGUGAGAGUGGAUCCAUCCAUGGUCACACCAGGGAUCUAUGUGUGCUCCUGUCUUCAACCGUCUGGCUCCAGCAGGAGCUUGCUUCAUACAAGAGACUCCUGGGGGAGGAGGAGGCCAAGAGUUUCUUUGGUGGCGUUGAGAAGCAACUGAGUCAGUUAGAGACAGUGGUGCAACAGCAGAUCACCUCGAGUCACGUCAUGGUGGUGUCAACGGUCAUCUUACAAGAUGCUGAGAGUCACAACUGGGCUGACCAAAGACCUUUCUUUGAGGAUGAGCGAUGCUCCUAUUCUGUACAGAUGUGGCACCUCUACCUUCAGCGUCUGCAGCAUGAGCUCUUCACUGUGUGUCCUUCCUCUCAAUCACAACCCAUCUUUGCUUCGGUCCUCAGUGAAUCCAUCACCCUACUCUCCUAUCGCUACAACAAAGCCCAGCCGUCGUACAAGAGAACUCGUCAGUUUAGGGCUGACAUCACCACCGUGCUGUUGACUACCCUCACUCAUCUAUGGUCUGCCUGUAAGACCCCUCAACAGCUGGUCUCGCCCCCCUCCCUACUCUCCUCUUCUCCUCACUUCCCCCACAACUCAUCCCCUCUCAACAUCCACAACUCUGCCUCCUGCCUACUGGGAGCCCUGGCCGUGGUGUCUUCACCCCUCUCGGACCUCUACAAGGUCUAUAAGAAGGGGUAUCAGAAGAAGGGCGUGGCCCAUCGCGGUACGGUGGACCAGGAAGGGGCGGGGGCGGGGCCGGUCGCCUGUGAGCAGAGGCUGUGGUUAGCAUGGAUUAGACCUGCCCUGUUUGAACAGCUAGAACAAGGAUGGAAUUUCCUACCAGACAAGAUUGCAUCAUUUAUCUUGCUGAAGCUCCUUGCUAACCAACCGGCUCCUAGUGAUGUUCUUACACUGCAGACUCUGCUCUCUCGAGAUGCCCUCCUAGCUACUCUGAUGAUGUCAAACACUGGUGCGUCGGUGAGAUACGAGCUCUCGUCGAUCCUACAGCCUCUCAUUGAUAUCCUGGUACUCUGUUCUGAUCAUCACACAACACUAGGAUCGGUACUCAUGGCCGUCAUUGAGAAACAAGAUAACUGGCCAAUGUUCCGAUAUGACAGCCUGCCAGGGAAGACGACAUCAGUACCUGAUUGGCUAUCGUGCCUCUUUAAAGUUCUCAGACCAUUUAUACUCAGAGGAGUAUUGGAGGCUGGUGAAGUCCUCAUGAAACCAAGGGCUCACAGUGAGACCAGCGGCUUCCUGGAGACACUAGGGGAACUCCCUUGUGGAUGUCGCCCGAAGCACAGGUCUACAGGUGCAGCUGCUCACAAACAAGAGAAGGAUGCCAUGUCUGGAGCUUUGAAAGCGAUGCUGAGAUGCAUCUCCGAGGAUCUCAUCGCUCUACCGACCACUCUCAAAGUCUUCUUCUUCUCUCUGCAAGAAAGACUCCAGAGCAACAGUAUCAGAUCCUGCCAUAACUGUGUGGCUCUACAGAUCAUUGGAAGCUGCGUGUAUGCCACAUUGACUGACGAGCAGGAAGUGAGGAGGAUUGUGGGAGACGCUGUACCUGAAGGUACUAUCAAGAAGUUCGCUCAGCUUGGAGACUUUACCUUCCUCUCACUGACUGCUACAUGUAAUCAUGGAACCCAAGAGAAGCUACCAAAUGCUCUGCAUACCUUCAUCAAUCUCAACUCUGAUUGGCUACAAGAACAGAUUGACAUCAUCAUAGAUCACCUUGGAAACGAAUCCCUAGGUGAGCUAGCCAACUACAACUGGGAUGAAUCUAGUCUAGACUUCGUAGAAGAUUACUUCACUGUACAGGCAGACCAUGUGACCAGGACGAAGGAUGGUGCUGCUGGACUGAGGAAAAUCAGCAUCCUCUUCAGGAAUAACCUGGCAUGGUUUCAGCAUCAUCUAGACAUCCCCCCACUCCUGCAGACGGACGAGACCCCUACCAUACCCAUCUUCAACCCCGAUACCGCCCCUACCACACCCUCCGACACCCCCUCACCGUCAUCCUUCAACCCCCUCUCCUCCUUCGACCGGCUGGAUGAUUCUCCGUUCACUCACGAGACCAUCGCUGAGUUUCCCUACGACUGGGCCAAGCUCCUGCUGGCUGAUCUGGGGCUGAGUGAAGCUGGUUUCCGUUCCCUUCUCUCUCAUCGCUUUGAGAUGCAGGAGGAUGCUAACCUGGAAGAGGGGGAACGGAAACCAGUCCGCGUGCUCAGGUCAAAGUUUGACUUGGAUAAAGGGGAUCUGGUCUGAAUCCUUUGCUGAAAGUUGCAUUGACUUGUCAAUAGCGUACCGUAGUAACACAGUUAUAAAUUAGCAGUUGACUGCUAGUUUGCAAUAGGCCAUUUUCAUAAUGUGAUCAAAUUUAAAACAUAAAACUUUGUUAAGUGCCUCUUUACAAAUUAUU